Molecule: messenger RNA, 2114 nt
Organism: Hypoxylon trugodes
Lineage: Eukaryota; Fungi; Ascomycota; Sordariomycetes; Xylariales; Hypoxylaceae
Product: protein phosphatase pp2a regulatory b
Exons: 6
Coding region: 663-2114 (483 amino acids)
Biological process (GO): peptidyl-serine dephosphorylation
Cellular component (GO): cytosol; protein phosphatase type 2A complex
Molecular function (GO): protein phosphatase regulator activity; protein binding
Source: RefSeq, a predicted model, not a curated record
CAGGCCCUACCAUCAACCAUAACCAUUACCUACCAUUACUAGAACUCGCAUCACAUCACAUCAACUUCUCACCACGACCACCGACCCCGACUACACACGACUACAACGCCUUGCCGUCAUUUUGCAGCUUGCUCGUGUAUUAUUUUUCUUCCCUUCCCUUUUUUUCUCCCCCGCUCCAGAAUAAUCUGCGGGAGCUUCCGACGUCCACCUCUGUUGCAUGGGCUCCCUGAGUGACUGGCAUUAUCAACCCCAGCUCAUUCAUUCAUUUCAUCUGGCCGACCGCACGCACAGUCGUUGGGAGCUAGUACGCCACCAGCCUAAGUCCUCGCAUCUUCCCACUUCACUUUCUACAUACGCCCCUCGAUACAUAACAACAACGCCCGCACCGCCCUCGAUACAUUACCUAAACUAAGGCUAUCUUUCUUUUCCCACACCUCGUAGCCUACAUACCAUAUACUAUUCAACAACCGCAACAUAUCUCGGAGCGGUUCCCGAUCCAUCGUCACCUCAAGUCGCGUACCGACCCUCCAAUAGCCCGCCCACCUUUUACUGGUCGCGGCCGCGAUACCUUACAACCACCCUACUAUUUACAACACGUACUUCACUUAGACUAGAAAACGGGUCGGAGCUUAGGUAGCUUCAUCCCGACGUCCAUCACAAAUAUGGUGGAAGGAGAUUCAAACUCCCCCACCUGGAAGUUCACCCAGUGCUUCGGUGACAAGGGAGAUGUUGAAGAUAUCACAGAAGCCGACAUCAUAUCAACAGUCGAGUUCGAUCACACUGGUAACUACUUAGCAACAGGAGACAAAGGUGGUCGAGUUGUUUUGUUCGAGAGAAACGAGACGAAGAAAACUUGCGAAUAUAAGUUCCAUACCGAAUUUCAGUCACACGAGCCCGAAUUCGAUUACCUUAAAUCCCUGGAAAUUGAGGAAAAGAUCAAUAAGAUCAAGUGGUGUCGCCGUCAAAAUGCCUCUCACUAUCUACUAUCCACUAAUGACAAGACGAUCAAGCUGUGGAAAGUUUUUGAGAAGUCGUUGAAGGUGGUAGCGGAGAACAACCUGUCGCAUGACCUAACACCAGGAAAUGUGGCUGGCGUAGGAGGAGGAGCCCCUAGACCUAUCCCACAGUCACACUUCAAGACUGCUGGGGAGUUAAAACUUCCGCGACUGACACAUCAUGAUACCGUCGUCGCUGCGGUUCCCCGUCGUACAUAUGCUAAUGCCCACGCUUAUCACAUCAACAGCAUCUCAGUCAACAGCGAUGGAGAGACAUUUAUAAGCAGCGACGAUCUUCGAAUUAACCUUUGGAACUUGAAUAUUCAAGACCAAAGUUUCAACAUCGUGGACAUAAAACCGGCGAAUAUGGAGGAGUUGACUGAGGUUAUUACUGCUGCCGAAUUUCACCCCAUUAGUUGCAACUGGUUUAUGUACGCAAGUUCGAAAGGCACUAUCAAACUGGCGGAUAUGCGAGAAAGCGCUCUUUGUGACCAGCACGCCAAGCUUUUCGAGCAAGAAGAAGACCCGUCCGCGCGAUCGUUCUUUUCGGAGAUUAUCUCUUCCAUCUCGGAUGUGAGAUUCUCAUACGAUGGCAGAUACAUCUUAUCUCGAGACUAUCUCACAGUCAAGAUUUGGGAUGUCAAUAUGGAACGCCAACCAGUCAAGACGAUACCUAUCCACGAGCACCUACGACCGCGGCUCUGCGACACUUAUGAGAACGAUAGUAUUUUUGACAAAUUCGAAGUAGUGUUCUCAGGCGACGCCAAGAAUGUCAUGACUGGAAGUUACAACAAUAACUUCAUGAUCUACCCAUCUGACCCCGCGAAAGAGAUCGAAGUCGUUUUACAAGCAGACAAGUCGGCCUUCAAGGCAAAGAAGGUGGGCAUUCCGACACCUAUCAACUCAUCGACGAGUCCCACGGCGACCAAUGGUGGUAAGAAGGGCGGGUCUCGUGCGGGUAGCCCGGCAGCUGGAGGUCAAGGACAGAGGAUGCGAAAAGAGACAGACGCGGAUCAAAUUGACUUUAACAAGAAGAUCUUGCACAUGAGUUGGCACCCAUUUGAGGACAGCAUUGCGAUUGCUGCGACGAAUAAUUUAUUCGUCUUCUCGGCUCUCUAG